CCUAAGCAAAGUAAACAGCAAUAGAAUUAUUCUCUAGCAGAUGUCGAAGAAUCAAUAUAUGGACAAAAGUGAAGUGUCAUUUCCAGCUGAACAUUAAAAAUAAACCAGCCCACAUGCUAUUAUACCGGAAUGCAUACUUGCAUAUGUCAGACGUAUCAUUAUCUACUGUAUUCCUGAGAGAACAUAUAUAGGUAAGCCCCGCAGUUUGCUGAUUCUAUAUAUGUUUCUCUAUCUUUGGCACAAAAAUGGGAAGAACUCCAUGCUGCAGUGAAGCAGGAUUAAAGAAAGGUGCAUGGACAGCUGAUGAGGAUCAGAAACUCAUUGCUUACAUUCAAAAACACGGCGAAGGAGGGUGGCGGACCUUGCCUCAGAAAGCUGGUCUCCAAAGAUGUGGGAAGAGCUGCCGGUUGAGGUGGUUCAAUUACCUUAGGCCUGAUAUCAAAAGAGGACAGUUCAGUGCAGAGGAGGAUCGAAAGAUCAUUCAACUCCAUUCUACUUUAGGGAACAGGUGGUCGGCGAUAGCCAGGCAUCUCCCAAAGAGAACGGACAACGAGAUCAAGAAUUACUGGAACACAUAUCUCAAGAAACGGCCAUCAGAUGUCACUCACAACCCAAUUCCCCCCUCUAGCCACUUCCAAAGUAGUUCCUCAAGGCCCCAUCUUCCCAACAACCUUGUUGCUAAGCUCGCACCAUCAUGGCGAUGCCUUGUUGAUAAAGAUAGUCCAUCAUCUGCAAUGCCAAGGCCUGUUUCUGCAUCAGCUAGUCUUCUAAACAAAAUGGCUACUAGGUUUUCCACCCCUUAUUCUUGCCUUCACACAACGUUGAAAUCAAUCUUGUCCAUGUCAGCGGAUCAUGAAAAUUAUGUUUUUGAGGCUGAUGAUAACUAUUUGCAGCCCUCUGCAUCAGCUUCAAGCCUUUCGUCAAGAUCCGUUUGCACUUCUACUAAUGGUGUAGCAAGUGAUCAAAUGGCAACUAUUGAUGAUAAUACUGCUCCACUAAUCAACCCUUUUGAUCUUGAACUCUUUAGAUAUUUUCACGAGGUUGGCGUCGACGGUGGUGUUUUGGGUACUAGCACAAGUGACGCCUAUGAUUAUAACAUGGAAUCUCCUGCCAAUAACUAUUCUCCAGAAAUUUCUGCUUAUGAUGAUGAGUUAGGUUUGAUCUCCUCCAUUGAUGCCUUGGAUACAGGACAUGGCCAUGCCCAACUUGAUCGAUCGAUGGAUGGGUCAACAAAAUUUUGCUAUUAGGGAAAGCUCUGGUAUAUCUAUUUGCAGAGAUUGCAUAUUUAGAGGUGAAAAGUGACAUUUGGGGACUUCGGAGUACUGCCGAAUUGGCAAAUUACUAUUUUAAUGUCAUGUAACCAGUUGUCCGAAUUAGUUUCUUUCCUACUUGCAAUAAGCAAUUAGAUUGCACCACACAAUUUUAUUUUCAGGUGGUCUGCAAUUGCAAGGCACUCAACUAAUCCAUACCAACAGAUUAUGAAAUAAAAGAUCGAUAAUUUGAUAUGAA
Molecule: messenger RNA, 1509 nt
Organism: Ricinus communis (castor bean)
Lineage: Eukaryota; Viridiplantae; Streptophyta; Magnoliopsida; Malpighiales; Euphorbiaceae
Product: transcription factor MYB3
Exons: 3
Coding region: 246-1247 (333 amino acids)
Source: RefSeq, a predicted model, not a curated record